Molecule: messenger RNA, 372 nt
Organism: Lactuca saligna
Lineage: Eukaryota; Viridiplantae; Streptophyta; Magnoliopsida; Asterales; Asteraceae
Source: the annotation of a GenBank genome assembly
AUGUAUGAUCCAAAGACACGUAUAUCCAUGUUAUUCAUGGACUUUGGUUUGAAAUACAAAAUCAUCAUUCAGAAAAAUGAAGAUAUUGAAGUGUUGAAGAAGAAGUUGACUGAAAAGGAAAAAGAGAUAUUAGAUCAUAAGCAUAAGAUUAAAGAAAAAGAUGUGAAGAUGAAAAGAUUUUCUUCUAUAAGUGUUAAAAUAGAUUUUGUACCUGAAGAAUGUUCAUCAUCAAGAAACCCUAGUUUUCAUCUUGAUGAACAUCACAUCAAGUCUUUCCCUAAAAAGCCUUAUGCCGAUAAGAUUCACCAUGAGAAACCACAAGCUGCUCAUACUCGAAAAGUUUCAUCAGAACCCAUUACCAUUCUCAAAUGA